Molecule: messenger RNA, 1525 nt
Organism: Vombatus ursinus (common wombat)
Lineage: Eukaryota; Metazoa; Chordata; Mammalia; Diprotodontia; Vombatidae
Gene: CCZ1
Product: CCZ1 homolog, vacuolar protein trafficking and biogenesis associated
Exons: 15
Coding region: 97-1521 (474 amino acids)
Biological process (GO): vesicle-mediated transport
Cellular component (GO): intracellular membrane-bounded organelle; Mon1-Ccz1 complex
Source: RefSeq, a predicted model, not a curated record
AGGAGGAGAAUCCUGGUCUUUCCGCAGGGCUCGGGCUCGCCUGAGGACGCCGGGGGGUCAGGGCUUCCUGUCCUCCCCCGCCCCGGAGGCCCGGGGAUGGCGACGGCGGGGGCGGCUCAGGAGAAGCAGUUUCCCCCGGCGCUGCUGAGCUUCUUCAUUUACAAUCCCCGCUUCGGCCCCCGGGAAGGAGAGGAGGAAAAGAAGAUUCUGUUUUAUCAUCCAAAUGAAGUAGAAAAGAAUGAAAAAAUUAGAAAUGUUGGAUUAUGUGAGGCAAUUGUGCAGUUUACAAGGACCUUUAGUCCAUCAAAACCUGCAAAAUCCUUACACACACAGAAGAAUAGACAGUUCUUCAAUGAACCAGAAGAAAAUUUCUGGAUGGUCAUGGUUGUACGGAAUCCCAUGAUUGAAAAACACAGUAAAGAUGGAAAACCAGUUGUUGAAUAUCAAGAAGAAGAAUUACUGGACAAGGUGUACAGCUCUGUACUACAACAGUGCUAUAGCAUGUACAAGCUUUUUAAUGGUACAUUUUUGAAAGCCAUGGAAGACGGAGGUGUCAAAGUUCUAAAAGAAAGAUUAGAAAAAUUUUUUCAUCGGUAUUUGCAAACCCUGCAUUUACAGUCAUGUGACCUACUUGACAUUUUUGGUGGAAUCAGCUUUUUCCCAUUGGAUAAAAUGACUUACUUGAAAAUCCAGUCCUUUAUUAAUAAGAUGGAAGAAAGCUUGAAUAUAGUUAAAUACACUGCCUUUCUUUAUAAUGAUCAACUCAUCUGGAGUGGAUUAGAACAAGAUGACAUGAGAAUUUUAUACAAAUACCUCACUACUUCCCUAUUUCCAAGACACAUCGAGCCUGAGUUGGCAGGAAGGGAUUCACCAAUCCGAGCAGAAAUGCCAGGAAAUCUUCAACAUUAUGGAAGAUUUCUUACUGGGCCUUUGAACCUCAAUGAUCCAGAAGCAAAAUGCAGAUUUCCCAAAAUAUUUGUAAAUACAGAGGACAGUUACGAAGAGCUUCAUUUAAUUGUUUAUAAGGCCAUGAGUGCAGCAGUUUGUUUCAUGAUCGAUGCCUCUAUGCAGCCUUCUUUGGACUUUUGUCGAAGAUUGGACAGCAUCGUUGGACCUCAGCUCACAGUUUUAGCAUCUGACAUUUGUGAACAGUACAAUAUCAACAAAAGAAUAUCAGGGUCUGAAAAGGAGCCCCAAUUUAAGUUUAUCUACUUCAAUCAUAUGAAUUUAGCAGAGAAAAGUACAAUUCACAUGAGGAAAACGCCUAGCGUUUCACUUACAUCUGUUCAUCCUGACCUCAUGAAGAUUCUAGGUGAUAUCAACAGUGACUUUACAAGAAUGGAUGAGGAUGAGGAAAUCAUUGUGAAGGCAAUGAGUGACUAUUGGGUUGUUGGGAAAAAAUCAGAUCAGCGGGAACUCUAUGUUAUUUUGAAUCAAAAAAAUGCCAACCUGAUUGAGGUCAAUGAAGAAGUAAAGAAACUUUGUGCAACACAAUUCAACAACAUAUUCUUCUUGGAUUGACCAA